AUGCGAUGCCUAGAGACAACGGUCACGACGUCUGAUUGCGAGCACAUUGCGAAGUGCGAAUUUCCGCAACUGUUUGCUCCAGGACUGGGCGUUGCUAAAGGUUACGCACACAAAGUGAAACUGAGACCAGAAGUGGAGCCCACUGUAGCUAAACUUCGAAGACUACCGCUAGAGGUAAGGAGCGAUGUCUCGAAGGAACUGAAGAAACUCCUGGACAUGGAUAUCAUAGAACCCAUUGAUGCGUCACCAUGGGUAUCGCCCAUUGUCGUCGCUAAGAAAAAGGACGGUCGUAUUCGACUUUGUGUGGACCUACGAGGACCGAACAGAGCUGUCAUACCGGAUUGCUAUCCUCUACCACACAUAGAGGAACUUGUUAACAGACUCGCCGGUGCGAAAGUCUUCUCCAAACUAGACCUAACUGCGGCAUACCACAAGCUACCGCUAGCAGAAGAAAGCCGUGAUAUCACUGCUUUUAUCACGCACGACGGAUUGUUCCGUUACAAACGGGUAUGUUUUGGCCUGGCGUCAGCACCCUCUGCCUUCCAGAAGCUCCUCGCUAAUGUGCUCAAAGACUGUAGUGGAGUACAGUGA
Messenger RNA from Ornithodoros turicata, 591 nucleotides. RefSeq lists its product as uncharacterized. The record is from RefSeq and is a predicted model, not a curated record. The transcript has a single exon. Bases 1 to 591 code for a protein of 196 amino acids. NCBI's taxonomy places the organism in Eukaryota, Metazoa, Arthropoda, Arachnida, Ixodida, Argasidae.